Prinia subflava (tawny-flanked prinia) is the source of this 1862-nucleotide messenger RNA. RefSeq names its product ADAMTS-like protein 5. The transcript is spliced from 12 exons. The record is from RefSeq and is a predicted model, not a curated record. Lineage: Eukaryota; Metazoa; Chordata; Aves; Passeriformes; Cisticolidae. Gene Ontology annotation, biological process: extracellular matrix organization; proteolysis. Gene Ontology annotation, molecular function: metalloendopeptidase activity; protein binding. The coding region runs from base 41 to 1690 and encodes 549 amino acids. Gene Ontology annotation, cellular component: extracellular matrix.
GGGGGGAGCCUCGCCCGGCCCCCCCGGAGCUGCGCAGGCGAUGCCCGCUGGCCCCGGGUCCCCCCCGCUCGCCGCCGCCGGGACGCCGCGCCGGGACGGAGCCGCCGGGACGCCGCGGACGAGGGGCGGCAUGGCCGGGGGGGGCUGCGGGGGCGGCUCGGAGCCCCGCCGGGGACCCCACGGUGCUGGGUCCUGGUGGCCGCGGCGGCUGCUGCUGCUGGCCUGGCUCAGCCUGGUGGGCACGGCACAGGACCCAGCCCUGGGGACACCAGCGAGGGUCCCCGAGCCCCCAGCCCCUGCUCGGCCCCGGGGGUCCUGGGGGUCCUGGGGCCCCUGGAGCUCCUGCUCCAGCUCGUGCGGUGACGGCGUCGCCCUGCGCAGCCGGAGGUGCCUGCGGAGCAGCGAGGAGCAGCCGUGCCAGGGGGACCCGCGGCAGUACCGGCUCUGCCAGCUCCAGGGCUGCCCCGGCGGCUCCGUGCCCUUCCGGGCCAUGCAGUGCUCCCUCUACAACAACCGGCCCGUCCUGGGCGCCUCCGCCCGCUACCGCUGGGUGCCCUUCCACGGAGCCCCCAACCUCUGCGACCUCAACUGCCUGGCCGAGGGCCACAACUUCUACUACAGCUUCGGCCGGGUGCUGGACGGCACCCGCUGCGGCCCCGGCUCCCCGGACCUGUGCGUCGGCGGGCGCUGCCUGAGCGUGGGCUGUGACGGGAUCCUGGGCUCGGGCUCACGCCCCGACGCCUGCGGCCACUGCGGCGGCGGCCACGGCUCGUGCGUGCUGGUGCACCGGCUCUUCCAGGGCUCGGACCCCUCCUCCGGAUAUUUGGGAUACGUGAAUGUCACCAAGAUCCCGGCCGGGGCCACCAACAUCAAGGUGACGGACAAGAGCCGCAACUACCUGGCGCUGAUGGCGAGCGACGGGCGCUACGUCCUCAACGGGGACUGGGCCAUCGCCUGGCCGGGGCCCUACGAGGCCGCCGGGACCCUCCUGACCUACAACCGAGCCCCCGACGGCACCGAGAGCCUGGAGGCGCCCGGGCCCACCCGCGACGACCUGCACGUGCUGGUGCUGCUGCAGGAGCCCAACCCCGGCAUCGAGUACCAGUUCUGGCUGCCCCGCGGGCACCCCCAGCUCGGUGCCACCAGCCCCCUGCGGCAGCCGCAGCCCCGCGGCGCCGGCAGCCCCCCGCCCCCGGAGCCGCCGCUCAGCCCGGCCCCCGCGCCGCCCCCGCAGCCCGGGGGCUCUGCCACGGAGACACCGCCCAGGAGCGCCCCCGGCCCGGGCCAGGACGGGGCUGCCGCAGGGCGCUGCGGGCGGUGCCGCCAGCCCAAGGGGCGCUCCCAGCGCAUCCAGCACUUCUGCCAGAGCGACUUCGUGUUCCACGGGCUGAUCCUGGCGCAGCUCGUGGUGGGGCAGGAGACCCGCUACGAGGUGGAGGUGAAGGGCCGGUACCGGCAGCGCUUCCCGCUGGUGGCCCGGGAGUACCUGUGGGUGCCCAACACCUGCGGCUGCCCCGCGCUGCGCCCGGGCACCGAGUACCUGCUGAUGGCGCGGCGCCACGUGAACCACGAGCACACCCUGAACCGCCUCCUGCUGCAGGAGCACGGCUACGCCCGGCCCUGGACGCCCCGCCAGGCCCGCCUGGUGCGGGAGGCGGCCCGGCACUGCCCCCACCCCCGGCCACCCUGAGCCUGCCCCGGGGUCACCGCCCCGAGGGCGAUCCGGGCACCGGACCCUUCCCACGCAAAGGAAACCCCCCUCAAUCCAUCGCGCCGUCCUUGGGGUCCCCGCGUGGCAGCGGGGAGUGGAGGGGGGGUGGUAAUUUAUUAUUUUUGCAGGAAAUAAAUUGUUUAUCCCCUCA